AUGGCAAAAACUCCUAAGAAACAAAACAAAAAACCAACGUCGGCGUUGUCCGGAAGACCAACGAGAACCAAAAAGUCAACGAUUUCUCCUGAGUUCGAAGUUUACGCUAUGACGGUUAAAGAUUACAAGAAACGCGGUCAGGCUCAACCUAUCAAUCCGAAUCGUGCCUCUACCGGAAGCCAGAAGAGAACCACUCACCAAUCUCCCAGAGCCGUUCGGAAUGCCGAGGCGGUUCAGAAUGUUGGAGCGAGCCAAAGUUCUGGAGCAGUCCGAAAUGUAGGAGCCGUUCGAAAUACCGCAGCCGUCCGAAAUACCGGAGCCGUUCGAAAUACGGGAGCCGUUCGAAAUGCCCAAAAAGUUGUGUCUGCUCCAUCAGCAUCGUCCGGAAGACCAACGAGAACCACAAAAUCAACGAUUUCUCCUGAGUACGAAGUUUACGCUGUGAAGGUAAAGGAGAACAAGAAACGCGGUCAGGUUCAACCUACCACUUCAAAUAGUGCCUCUACCGGAAGCCAAAGCAGAAACACUAGCCAAACCCCCAAACCCGCUCAGAAAGCCGGAGCGGUUCGAAAUGCUGGAGCGGUCCGUAAUGCUGGAGCGGUCCGUAAUGGUGGAGUAGUUCAAAAUGCUAGAGCGGUUCGAAAUGCUGGUGCAAUCAGAAAAGCCGGAGCCGUCCAAAAUGCCCAAAGCGUUGUGCUUCCUCCAUUGGCAUUGUCAGAGAGAAAACCGAGAGAAAGAACAACGACCUUCAAGGGCUCUGAUUACUCUAAUACACUGAACGGAAAGCAACAAAAGAAGGCUGCCUCACAAGUCUAA
Molecule: messenger RNA, 816 nt
Organism: Caenorhabditis remanei
Lineage: Eukaryota; Metazoa; Nematoda; Chromadorea; Rhabditida; Rhabditidae
Exons: 6
Coding region: 1-816 (271 amino acids)
Source: RefSeq, a predicted model, not a curated record